Lotus japonicus is the source of this 1199-nucleotide messenger RNA. RefSeq names its product branched-chain amino acid aminotransferase 1, mitochondrial-like. Gene Ontology annotation, molecular function: branched-chain-amino-acid:2-oxoglutarate transaminase activity. The transcript is spliced from 8 exons. Gene Ontology annotation, biological process: branched-chain amino acid metabolic process. The record is from RefSeq and is a predicted model, not a curated record. NCBI's taxonomy places the organism in Eukaryota, Viridiplantae, Streptophyta, Magnoliopsida, Fabales, Fabaceae. The coding region runs from base 67 to 1023 and encodes 318 amino acids.
ACUGAAGAAAGAUUUGCCAAUAUUGAUUGGGACAAACUUUCAUAUGAAGUUAUUCCAACUGAUUAUAUGUACAUUAUGGAAUCCAAUACAGAUGGGACCUUUUCAGAUGGAGCUCUCGUACCUUUUGGAACCGUUCAAAUCAAUCCCCAUUCUUCUGUUUUAAAUUAUGGACAAGGACUAUUUGAGGGCAUGAAAGCAUACCGAAGACCAGAUGGUGAGGUGCAGUUAUUUCGACCAGAAGAGAAUGCACUGCGCAUGCAAAUGGGAGCAGAUCGGUUAUUAUUGGCAGCACCUUCCGUUGAGCAAUAUGUUGAUGCUGUAAAACAAGUUGUCCGUACAAACAAGCGUUGGGUGCCUCCUCACGGAAAAGGAACAUUGUAUAUCAGGCCUUUACUAUUUGGAAGUGGAAGUGUUAUGGGUAUCUCACCGGCGCCCCAGUCAACCUUCUUAAUAUACGCUAAUCCAAUUUGCAAUGUUUACAAGGGACGAACUGCAGCCUUGAGUUUGUGGGUUCAUGAUAAACUUCCUCGCGCAUAUCCUGGUGGAACUGGUGGAGUAAAAAGUAUAAGUAAUUAUGCACCUGUCUUCCAAGUGGUAAAAGAGGCAAAAGAAAAAGGAUUUUCUGAUGUUCUGUUUCUCGAUGCAGCAGAACAUAAAUACGUUGAGGAGGUAUCUUCAUGCAACUUUUUCAUUGUUAAGCGGAAUGUUAUUACAACUACACCUGCAACCGGAACUAUUCUUCCUGGAAUUACAAGGAAAAGUAUCAUUGAACUUGCUCGUGAUUUGGGUUACAAGGUCGAGGAACGAAAAAUUCCAGUAAAAGAACUACUUAAAGCUUAUGAGGUUUUUUGCACUGGAACUGCUACUGGGAUUGCUGAGGUUUAUAGUGUAAGCUACAAGGAUAAAAGGGUUAAGUUCCAAACUGGACCCGACACUGUGACUCAGAAGUUGUAUGAUUUAAUAACGGGAAUCCAAACAGGUCUAAAGGAGGAUAAGAAAGGAUGGGUGGUGAAGAUUGAUUAAGCAAUUACUAGUUUAUAUAAACACUAGUAUUGUGACUUGUACAACGCACGCACGGAGAAUAUUCAAUUUUUUUUUUUAAAUAUAAGGUGCUUGAUGUGGUACCUUUAUUUAAAUGAGUGUACGGUACCUUAAAUGAUGUAAAACCUCUUUAUCUCCAAUUUUUUUAACUUCUAAAA